Messenger RNA from Melampsora larici-populina 98AG31, 972 nucleotides. RefSeq lists its product as uncharacterized. Bases 1 to 972 code for a protein of 323 amino acids. The transcript is spliced from 3 exons. The record is from RefSeq and is a predicted model, not a curated record. Lineage: Eukaryota; Fungi; Basidiomycota; Pucciniomycetes; Pucciniales; Melampsoraceae.
AUGGAGACAGCUGAAGACAAGAUUGCCGCGCUCCGAGCUAAUAAUGAUGUUCAGAUUGAUAUUGAGGAGGAGGAGGCAAUCAAGGCAUCCGCUGCGAAAACUACAAAGGGCAAUCAACCCUUGUACACGGCCAAAUCCUCUGCAAGAGCCAGCCAAAUCAAUAUUGCGACUCAAAACACCGCAACUCAAGAGUCACCAAUUGUUAAUAAAACCCAAUCAUCCCGUUACACUGUCUGGGAACCGAGUGAAUUUCUUCAGCCGGAUGACCUCUACGAUCCAGAUGCCAACGAAGACGACGACUUGCCACUUCCAGGUGAUUUGGUUGACCCGAUCAAACCUUUACCCCAUAUCCAAUCUGUAUCUAACUCACAAAGAAAAAGUUGCCGACUUAACCCACCUGCUAUUUGUGAUCCAAUCCCUAAAGAUACACCAAGACGCGCUUCAGUUGCCGACUUAACCCACCUGCUAUUUGUGAUCCAAUCCCUAAAGAUACACCAAGACGCGCUUCAGUACUGUGAUGGGGAUGAUCUGAACAAUAUACAAUCUUCUCUACCGACUCAAUCCGACUUCAAAGAACUGAAUCAACACCACAAAAGUUCAAACGAUAACACCCGAAUCAUGGUUCAACAAGCUGCUGAUGCUACUAAUACUGUGAUGGGGAUGAUCAGCUCAAGAUUUGGUUUUCAAAUGCCCAAAGACACUCAAAAACAAUCUGUCGAUGAGGAUGAAGAUCCUGAAGCUGUUGCCACCAAAAAAACCAAGCAGGCCAAACAAGACGAACUCAAUCUACUCAAGUUGGAUCGCGAGUUAGCACAGGAGCAAAAGGCUUUGGAGCUUGACAAGUCCGGCUCGGGGAUGUCAAAACUUCAAUUAGGCCGAGAGAUGGUGGAGAUGAUAGCAAAGCUAACUUCAGCAACAGUUCCUCAUGAGGAAGCUAAAAAGAUGGCUCAAGAAUUCCUUCAAGUUUUAUAG